Messenger RNA from Bombyx mandarina (wild silkworm), 603 nucleotides. Its product is annotated as cytochrome c oxidase subunit 6A1, mitochondrial. Gene Ontology annotation, molecular function: enzyme regulator activity. Gene Ontology annotation, biological process: mitochondrial electron transport, cytochrome c to oxygen. Gene Ontology annotation, cellular component: mitochondrial inner membrane; respiratory chain complex IV. Lineage: Eukaryota; Metazoa; Arthropoda; Insecta; Lepidoptera; Bombycidae. The record is from RefSeq and is a predicted model, not a curated record.
CUAUAACUGACGUUUGACAAUUGCCUUUAAUAUAUAAUUCGUAACGAUUUAAUUCCCAAAGAAAAAUGACUUCGAUUCUGCGAAAAGCUGCUAUUUCUUUCUUAAAAACAAAUGCGCGUGCUUCUUCGCAUGCUGCUACUGCUGGUGGGCAUGGAGGUGGCUACAUAUUAUGGAAAAGGAUGUCUUUCUUCGUGGCAUUCCCAGCUAUUGCCCUCGGAAUGCUAAAUGCCUACUUAGCUCACCAAGAGGAACACCAUGAACGUCCGCCAUUUGUACCUUAUGAAUACAUGCGCAUUCGUACAAAGCGUUUCCCAUGGGGUGAUGGACAGAAGUCCCUUUUCCACAACCCUCAUGUGAAUGCCCUUCCCAGCGGUUAUGAAGAUGACCACUAAAUUACAAUAAUUUUGUUUUAGAAAGUUAGUCUGCAAAACAUUCAUAUAUUUUAAGUUAUUAAAAGUUUAAAAAAUAGCAAUUUUUUUUCUACGUUUUAUUGGAUUAAAAUUUCACUUUGUUAUUCACUAUAAUAAAUAAAAAUGUCACAUUCUUUUUAAACAUAACAUGUAAUUAAGAUGAAGUAGUAAUAAAAUAUGUGGGAAAAUAAAA